This is a messenger RNA of Phaeoacremonium minimum UCRPA7, 2826 nucleotides long. RefSeq names its product putative glycoside hydrolase family 31 protein. The transcript has 7 exons. The coding region runs from base 1 to 2826 and encodes 941 amino acids. The record is from RefSeq and is a predicted model, not a curated record. Gene Ontology annotation, molecular function: carbohydrate binding; hydrolase activity, hydrolyzing O-glycosyl compounds. Gene Ontology annotation, biological process: carbohydrate metabolic process. Lineage: Eukaryota; Fungi; Ascomycota; Sordariomycetes; Togniniales; Togniniaceae.
AUGCGGGUUCUCUUCAACAUCGGGUUGUUUGCCGGACUGGCGUCUGCCGGUCUUAUUACCGCCCGUGACUAUCCUAGCGACGACCCUCUUACAAAGUGUCCUGGAUACAAGGCGUCGAACGUCAAGACGACCUCAACAGGUCUAACCGCUGACUUGACACUCGCCGGUGCAGCUUGUGAUGUCUACGGUGAUGAUCUUACGGAUCUCACACUUGAAGUCAGCUAUGACACUGAAACGCGUCUCCAUGUCAAGAUCCAGGAUGCUGGAAACAGUGUCUACCAGGUGCCCGAGUCCAUCUUUCCCCGUCCUGUUGCGGCAGGGUCAGACGCGAGCGCGGCAGCCUUGAAGUUUGAUUACAAGGAGAAUCCAUUCUCAUUCACAGUCUCCCGCGCCAAGUCUGGCGAGGUCUUGUUCGACACUUCAGCCGCAAGCCUAGUCUUUGAGUCUCAAUAUCUCCGCCUUCGCACAAAGCUGCCCGAAGACCCGAACCUGUAUGGUCUCGGCGAGCACUCGGACCCGUUCCGCCUGAACAACACGAACUACAUUCGUACUCUGUGGUCUCAAGAUGCUUACGCCACUCCUAAUGGCGCAAAUUUGUAUGGCAAUCACCCCAUCUACUUUGAGCACCGGACAACUGGAACACACGGAGUGUUCUUCCUCAACUCGAACGGCAUGGAUGUCUUUAUCAACAACACAGCAGAAUCUGGUCAAUACUUAGAGUACAACACGCUCGGUGGUGUUCUGGACUUCUACUUCGUGGCAGGACCUUCGCCUGUUGAUGUGUCGAAGCAAUAUGCCGAGAUUGCAGGCCUGCCGGCCAUGAUGCCAUACUGGGGCUUCGGUUUCCAGAAUUGCCGCUACGGUUACCAGGAUGCAUUUGACGUUGCUGAGGUCGUGUACAACUAUAGCCAGGCAAAUAUCCCUCUUGAGGUGAUGUGGACAGAUAUUGACUACAUGGACCGGCGCAGAGUCUUCUCGCUGGACCCUGAGCGUUUCCCAAUCAACAUGAUGCAGGAGCUUGUCCAUCAUCUCCACGAUAACGGCCAGAAAUACGUUGUGAUGGUUGACCCAGCGGUUGCCUAUCAAGAUUACCCCCCGUUUGAAAGAGGUGUGGAAGACAACAUCUUCCUCCUGCGGGCCAAUGGGUCCAUCUGGAAAGGUGUUGUCUGGCCUGGGGUCACUGCCUUCCCCGACUGGUUUGCUGCGAAUAUUUCCCAGUAUUGGGACAACGAGUUUGCGAUAUUCUUCGACCCUGACACAGGGGUUGAUAUUGAUGCGCUCUGGAUUGAUAUGAAUGAGCCGUCAAACUUUCCCUGCAAUUUCCCCUGCGACGAUCCUGACAAGGCUGCUAUUGGGUACCCCCCCGAGCCACCAGCAGUUCGCAGUCCACCUCGCCCACUUCCAGGAUGGCCAUGUGAUUUCCAGCCAGCUGGAACCGAUUGCAAGCGCAGCGCGGACACCACCGACCUUGUUAUACGAGAAACAAGCCCUAAGAAGAUCUCAUUCGACCAUCUCGUGAUCACUGCUCGCCAAGAACCUGGAAAGCAAAUGGGUCUGCCUGGCCGUGACCUUCUUUACCCAAAAUACGCAAUUCACAACAAAGCUGCAUACAUGGACUCUUGGAAUGCCGCUGAGGGAGGAAUCUCGAACCACACAGUCAACACGGACCUCAUUUCCCAGAAUGGACUCGCCAUGUAUGAUUGGCACAAUCUAUAUGGAUCUCUUAUGAGCGUACAAUCGCGUGAAGCGAUGGCCGUGAGACGUCCUGGACUUCGACCGAUGGUCAUCACGCGCUCAACUUUUGCCGGCGCCGGCGCGAAGGUCGGACACUGGCUAGGUGACAACGUUUCCGACUGGCCGCAUUACCGCUGGAGCAUCAGAAUGAUGAUGGCUUUUGCCUCUAUCUAUCAGGUGCCAAUGGUCGGAUCAGAUGUCUGCGGUUAUGCGGACAACGCCACCGAACAGCUCUGCGCAAGAUGGGCUACUCUUGGGGCCUUCAGCCCUUUUUACCGUGACCACAACAACUACCCACCAAGCAUCUCCCAGGAGCUUUACAGGUGGCCAACCGUUGCAGAAGCUGCUCGCAAGGUCAUUGACAUCCGGUACCGCCUUCUCGACUACAUCUACACGGCACUUCACCAGCAAACUGUCGAUGGCACACCGCUGAUUAACCCAGUAUUCUACUUGUACCCGAAUGAUCCCAACACAUUCGGUCUCGAGCUCCAGUACUUUUACGGCGAUGCCCUUUUGAUCGCACCCGUGACCGAGGAGAACGCCACCAGUGUUGAAGUGUACCUACCUCGUGAUGUCUUCUACGACUGGUACACCGGCAAGCAAAUCAGGGGCGCUGCCAAGACCAUCACCAUUGAUGACCAGGAUAUCACCGACAUCCCACUCUUCCUCCGCGGUGGCGUCAUCGUGCCGUUGCGCGAGAAAUCCGCCAUGACGACCGACGAGGUCCGCGAGCAAGACUUCGAGCUCAUUGUGCCGAUCGGCGCCGACGGUAAGGCGAGCGGCAAGCUCUACAUCGACGACGGCGUCAGUCUCGUCCAGAAGGGCACCACCGAGGUCACCUUCACCUACGCGGACGGCAAGCUAAGCGCCAAGGGCACAUUCGGCUACGGCACCGGCCUGACCAUCAACAAGGUCACGAUACUGGGCUUCGGUACGAUUGGCUGCAAGUCGAAGACCAAGAGACACGUUGGGGAGCUGAGGAUCCGUGAAUCGGAUGCUGUUGUUGAAAAGGACGAGGCGAGUGGUGCGCUCAGCUUCACCAUCAACAAGCCCUUGACGGGAGACUUCGAGGUCGAGCUGGUACAGGGUUGA